This is a messenger RNA of Corythoichthys intestinalis (scribbled pipefish), 6505 nucleotides long. RefSeq names its product RAS p21 protein activator 2 (gene rasa2). Gene Ontology annotation, biological process: intracellular signal transduction; regulation of GTPase activity. Bases 401 to 2866 code for a protein of 821 amino acids. The transcript is spliced from 24 exons. NCBI's taxonomy places the organism in Eukaryota, Metazoa, Chordata, Actinopteri, Syngnathiformes, Syngnathidae. The record is from RefSeq and is a predicted model, not a curated record.
GAAGAAUAGAUCAAAAUGAUACUGUACACAACAACAACAUGACCAAAGGCUUGACAGGCUUUCUUGUAAUAACAGUAGUAUUUUAAAAAAAGUUGACGAGUACAGUACUACAAGUAUUAUGUUUGUAUAUCAAAUGAAGGGUUGCAUUUUGUCUCCAAAUAACGACGGCCAAUCACCGCUGCAUGCACCGCAUGAAGAGGUUUAAAUAACAUGCAGGCUUCAAUUAAAGGAAAGUUCUCUUUUAAAAGGCAGCACUGUGAAUUCUGUGUUACGGAGCCGGACGUAACGGGGCAGUGCGGCUGGUUCUCUCCCACUCUCUGCCUGCUUGCCUGCAUUCAUAAACGGAUAUGAUACAGCCGCGCUGAAUACACCGGAGCAGCGACAACAGUCAGCUCUCACGAUGGCGGAAGAGGACGACGCAAGGAUACGGAUUCUACAGAGCCUGCGGGGGAAAAUUUGUGAAGCAAAGAACCUUGGUCCGGUCUCAGGCCCAAACCGACAAAGGGACCUUUGUACCUUUUGCACCAUCUGUCUGGAUCAAGAGGAGGUGUUCAGAACCAAGGUGUUUGAAAAAAGUGUCAGCCCUUUCUACGGUGAGGACUUCUACUUUGAGAUUCCACGGCCAUUUCAGUGUUUAUCAUUUUAUGUUUACGCCAAGAGUGUUUUCCAAAGGGAUUUACCAGUUGGCAAGGUGUCAAUUCGAAAAGAUGACUUGUGUAAAUAUAAAGGGAAGGAGCACUGGUUUAGCCUUCAGCUUGUGGACCCAAACUCAGAGGUUCAGGGCAAGGUUCAUCUGGAGAUGAGACUGAAUGAAGUGAUUUCAGAGAAUGGCUCAGUGGGUCAGCAUUUACUUGUGCAAAUAAUAGAGUGCCAGGGAUUGCCACUUAUUAGUGGGCAGAUCUGUGACCCGUAUGCCACAGUGUCACUCGUUGGACCAGCCAGAUCUGACCAAAAGAAAACAAAAGUCAAGAAGAAAACCAGCAACCCUCUUUUUGAAGAGACUUUCUUCUUUGAGAUUACACGGUCUAGCAGCUACUCCAAAAAGUCGCAUUUCCAAGUGGAGGAAGAAGACAUCGAAAAGCUAGAGAUCAAAGUUGAUCUGUGGAAUAAUGAAAAUCUGGCCCAAGAUGUGUUUUUGGGGGAAACACGGGUGCCUGUCAAGAUACUGCAAAAUAAUCACAUCCACAAAGCGUGGUAUCUUCUUCAACCUAAAGGGAACGGAAACAAGUCAAAAUCUGAUGAUUUGGGAUCCUUGCGUUUAAAGUUGGCCUACAUAGAAGACACAGUGCUGCCAUCUGCCUGCUACAUUCCAAUCUGCAACUUGCUGCUUAAAUCCCCUGACGUUAAGCCUAUCUCUGCCUCAGCAGCGCACAUCCUUGGGGACAUUUGCAGAGAGCGAUACGAGGCCGUUCUGCCCAUGGUUCGGUUGCUGUUGCAUCACAACCGCUUUUUGCCUUUUGUCUCUGCUGUGGCAGCGUUGGAGUUGGACAACACUCAGGAGGCUAACACUAUCUUCCGUGGCAACUCACUGGCAACACGCUGCAUUGAUGACAUGAUGAAGAUUGUGGGGAAAAAUUACCUUGCUGUUACCCUGAAGCCUGUUAUAGAUGAGAUCUGUGAAUCCAACAAAUCGUGUGAGAUUGACCCCAAUAAACUAAAAGAGGGAGAUAAUGUAGAGGUCAACAAGGAAAAUCUGCAGUUUUAUGUCCAAAAAGUCUUCUCAUCAAUCACCCAGUCUAAUGCCAACUGCCCUCCAUCAAUGUGUGCUGUCUUCAGGUCACUGAGACACUUGGCCUGCAAGCGUUUUACAGAUGAUCCUCAUGUCCAGUACUCGGCCGUGAGCAGCUUUGUGUUCUUGCGCUUCUUUGCUGUGGCUGUUCUUUAUCCACAUUCUUUCCAGCUACGCUCGCAUCAUCCUGAUCCUGAGAUAUCCCGCACACUCACUCUCAUUUCAAAGACUAUCCAGACUUUAGGCAGCUGGGGUAGUUUGUCCAAAAAACUGUCUAGUUUCAAAGAAUCAUACAUGUUUGAUUUCUUCAAAUCAUUCCAAGAAGACAAGUGUAUUGAAAAAGUAAAAAAGUUCCUCGAUGAAAUAUCUUCAAAUGUCAGCAAAGUGUCGAGUGGUUUAGAGGAUGCGGUGAUUCUGAAGGAGGGGGAAGUACAGAAGCGGGCCCAGGGGAGAAAACGCCUUGGAAAGAAAAGCUUCAAAAAGAGAUGGCUUCGAGUGACGAACAGAGAGCUGUCCUUCCACAAACAUAAAGGAAAAGAGGUCUGCAUCAUCGAUGUGAAAAAUAUCCAGGCAGUGGAAAAACUUGAUGAAAGUGCCUUUAACCGUAAAAAUAUGUUUCAGGUGGUUCAUGCAGAGAAGCAGCUGUAUGUGCAGGCAGGAAAUUGCGUAGAAGCCUGCGAGUGGCUAGAUGUCCUGGGCCAAGUCACUCGUUGUAAUGAUGGCCGUUUGGCCACUUUUCAUCCAUCCAACUACAGCGGCGGAUCCUGGCAGUGCUGUAAAAGCCAAAGUAGCAGCUCGCCAGGCUGCAAGCCCUGCACCAUACCCAUGCAGGCCAACUUGCAGCUAGACAUUGACUGUGAUCGGGAAACAGAAAGGAUUUUCUCCCUUCUCUCUGCGAAUGACACCAAGCUGCAAAACAUGGAGGAUGCAUGUGCCAGUAUGGCAGUAUACCAGGGUCCCCAACGAGAGCAGGAGGAAUACUCCAAGUUCACCAUUCAGGAACCCAAAGAGACCUUUCAGACCCUCAAACAGCUCCGAAACGUCAUGGUGGAGCUUCAAAGGCAGCAUGAGCUCCGAAGUGACACGACUGCACAGUAUGGCAGUUUGGACAACCCAAUAGUUGGGAAAACUUCCUAAGCGGGCAGGGCCUGCACACAAGAAGACGUAGGUAAACGUCCUCUGGAAGUCCUAGUGAAGGACGCCAACCACGUGUCCGGUUGAAGGAGCUUUGACUCCCAGUCAGCGACGCAACUUUGAUGUCCUAAGAACAGGAAGUUAACUUGUUCACUUUUUUAUGAUUCGUCCUUCUCUCAGAAACAAAUCAACCCCUCUUUUUGGUGUUAUCGUCUUGAUGCUGUACGUCGUCUCAGUCCGUCUAGUAGGUCUUUUAUAAAGAACCUUCCUCUUAGUUCAUGUCCACAGCUAUGUGAGUAGGCUGCUAUUUUUAAUUUAUUCACUCAGUUCUAGGCUGUGAGGAUGGAUAUUCUAAGAGGACCGUCCUAAACACUACGAUGAUGAUGAUUUAGCAUCUUUCCACCUCUGAACAAACGUGUACAUUUUCCGAAGUAAGAUAAAAAAAAAAAAAAAAAGCCAAUCUGCCUUUCUUUGGAUGUUCUUUCACAUGAGGGAGUCAAUAAUGUAAAAGCACUUUAAUAUUUCUCCAAAUGAGAAACUGAUUACUAGAUACUUGGUGUAUCAGCUUUCCCCAUUAUGAUCAGUUACAUGAUCCGGAUUUUGUGUUUUCAACCCUGUACAGUAACAUUUAUAGCCGGUUGAUUUUAUAUUUUUGUUGACCAAAGGCAUUUUCAUAGCUUUGACUUGAAAAACAAAAUUUUAUGUAUUUUGAAUACAACUAUUUUAAAAGUGGAAAAAAUAUUUGUGUAGUGUGUAUGUUUUGAUAACAUAUCCUUUUUCAUGACGUGUCAGGCAGAUUUUUUUCUUCUUUUACCAGUUUGUGGCUCAUAUUGGUACGAGAGCGCGUAUAUCUAAAGGUGUCUACACAUAAUGAAGGAAAUCCGAACUCUUUAAGACAAUCUCUGUAAUGAGCCUAUUUCUUGUAAGCUCUAAUCUGUUCACUGCCACAAUUGACAAAAGUCCAUUAAGGAAAAGAAAAUUUGUCAAGUAACCAAAACCUGAUAUUUGAAAGCGCAUCAUUUUUCCAAAUGUACCAGUGCCCAGCUUAGCUUAGCCUACAGUACAUAUUUAUACUGCAAUCAGCAGUUCAUACCAUCACAAUUGUUAACAUGUCACAUGGAACAAUGUUGGAAACUUGAAAUUUGUCAUUUGAAGUGUGAAUAUAUGGGAUUAAUUUUUUCUCUGUACGUUUAUUGGAAAUCACUUGUCUUUUAUCGUUCAUAUUUAAUGGAAAAAAACAAACUUGUUUUGUAUACCUGCUCGCAUCUUUUUCAUACUAUUGAUUUCAUGCGUUGCUCUGUUGAUGCAUCAACUUCUUCACUCUUUUUUUUAAAGUGCAUGUGACACCACAGAAAAUAUUAAAUAUCAUUAUUAUUGGAAUUAAAAUCAUAUUUUGAGACGAUUCGACUAUAUGCAACUGUUUUGCAAAGCGCAGAUGCCGAAAAAAUGAGUCUUUAAAUCUGCCGUUUAGCUCCUCCUGUUAUUAUAGCACUCUAGCGCCUCCAUCUGGGUGAGGUUGCUGGCAGAGUAAUGAUUCCAGCGGAUUUAGAAUUCAGCCCAAUGGGGUAGAUUCAGAACAAGCAAAAUGCAAGAGAGCAGCAAAAUGUCAUCAUUGUUUUUAUUCAAUAUUUUUACAGGAUAUUCUUUGUGUCCAAGUAUUUUUCCCCAAUUGCUAAAAAAAAAAAAAUGUAUGGUUAUGACAAAUGUCUUGUGCUAAAUAAAAUAUGAAAUAUUAAAAAUGCAUUUAUUCCUUACAACAGGGUUAAAUUACUGCAUAAUGGUCAAAACUGCCGACUUCUUAAACCUACCGAACGGUAUUUUAUGCACUGCAGUUAGUCCGGCUCAUGUCAUUUCCCAGCGGGGACUCGGAGCGAGGCUACAUGCUAAACCGAACACAGCGUCUCUUCCUCGCCUUUUAAAAAUCACACAAAACUACCUUGACUCAUGUCAAACACAGCGACGAUUGCCUUCACCGAUCGGCCAGCCUCCAGUGGCAAGCAAGUUUCGGCUCGUCGUUGCCCUGCUGCGGCUCCGGCAGGCAGGCAGUGCUCGUCGCCCGGGGACGCAGCAGGGCAACGAACACCGAAAAUGGGUUUCUCGGUGGACAAACCGGCCGAAGUCUGAGGGCGUGGCUGCCCGAGCCCAAGCAGAACAAGUAGUUUACUCACUUCCUCGUACGUCCAAUGCUCCCUCUGUUGUUAGAUUUUUUUUGCCCUUUAUUCGCGGUUUCGAAAUCCAAAAAGCCUCACACCACACUCCUGGUGUAGCAACAAAAGCCUGCAGCACAUUGGGCUGGCGUGACACGAAAAAUAAAUUAAUCCGCAAAAUCAGGUCAAUCCUUAGUUCUUCUCAUACAGCAGUAUAGUUAAGAUCAUGUAUCUUGUUGACGUCACAUCAUCGCCUUCCUCAAUCCAAGACUGAGGCCGGAAGUCUCAUUUUCAUAGCGUGAUAUUCAAAAAAUUGAAUAAAUAUAUCGAUCGCUUCUGCACACAUCAAAGUGGUCCAUUUCAUUCGGGAGCAUACAGUAAAAUUCCGUGUGUAAUAUGAAAUAUGCUUUCUUGUGUCACAGGUACUUUAAAGGCUGAAAGGGAAAAUGUGACUAAUGCGGUAAUGAUAUUUCAAAGUCUUUAUUAUUGCACAGCAAUGCUUCUGUAAUUUUAAGAAGGGACCGUGUUAUAGUGGCUGGUGUCUACAACUUGUGUACGUAAGUGAAACAUUGUGAAAGUGUGCAUUUCUUUUCCAUUGAAGUUUAAAAUGACUUGCCUAUAAUUUUCCUGUGGAGGUCUGCGUGGAUAAAAUACAAUAGCUGCUGUUUUGCCUUAUACAUUGCAAUAUUUACAAAUUACAUUGGAAAAAUAUGAACUGGCAAAAUAAUUUCUGAUUGGGGUCCAAUUCCUCAUCUAAUGUAUUUUUGUAUCGGACAGAAAAAAAGUCUACUUUUGUUGUGACGAAUGACACAAAACAUUUUUAAGCACUAUUGUGAUUUGAGAGAAUACUGCUAUUAAAAACAUUGACUUUCUCCGUGCCAUUUGUUGAUUGUUGAAUGUACGUUGUUAACUCAAGACACAGGUCGUUGCUUCUGAAUGUCCCUUUUUCUACACAAAUAUUUUUAUUUUCUGUAUCUUUGUGUCAGUUUAAACCUGUGUAUAAUAAAUAUAUUGCCAAAUGGUCCUCCCGCUUGUGGAACUUUUCCAUACACAAACAAUGAUUUCUAAUGUGCUUUGUGCAUCUAGUAUUUCAUGUCAUGAAAGAUUAAGGUUCAUUGGAUUUGAAUUCAAAAGAAACUUUGGAACAAACGAGUAGUGGUGCUGUAGAUAAUGCCCACAUUUAAUUCAGAACAUUUUUCUUUUAAUUAUCUUUAAUAGAGAAGGAACAGUAAUAUGAUUGAUUGAACGUCUAUCAUAGUCAAUGGCAGGGCCGUGCAGAGAGGGGCAAGUGCUCAUAAAUCAAGAAGGGGCACAUGAACAAGUAUUUAAUACACCUUACAACAACACAACUUCCAUUUUAACCAGCUUCACAGUAUAGUUGGCUGUGUCGUUGACAGACAUUAACAGGGAGGGGGGAAUAGUGAAUAGAAAGCAACACUGUCAUCAACACUUUCUGGCUGUGACUCAGUCAGUCUUUGCCUCUUUUCUUCCUUCA